AUGGGCCAGUGGCUAGCGUCCGCGUUCAAGUCGCUCCUGGGCAAGCAGGAGGUGCGAAUCUUGAUGGUGGGCCUUGACGCUGCCGGGAAGACGACAAUUCUGUACAAGCUCAAGCUUGGCGAGAUCGUCACGACAAUUCCCACGAUUGGGUUCAACGUGGAGACGGUGGAGUACAAGAACCUCAAGUUCACCAUGUGGGACGUCGGCGGCCAGGACGUCCUGCGCCCGCUGUGGCGCCACUACUACCAAAACACCAACGGCCUCAUCUUCGUCGUGGACUCCAACGAUAGGGAACGCAUUGGCAAGGCGCGACAGGAGCUGGAGAAGAUGCUUACAGAGGACGAGCUGCGCAACUCCAUUCUCCUCGUAUUUGCAAACAAGCAGGACUUGCCCAACGCCAUGAGCACGACAGAGGUGACGGAAAAGCUCGGACUGCAGUCGGUGCGGCAGCGCAACUGGUAUAUUCAGGGAUGUUGCGCCACCUCGGCCCAGGGCCUGUACGAGGGCCUGGACUGGCUUGCCGCAAAUAUUAAGAAAACCACAUAA
Trypanosoma conorhini is the source of this 546-nucleotide messenger RNA. Its product is annotated as ADP-ribosylation factor 1. Gene Ontology annotation, cellular component: cytoplasm. NCBI's taxonomy places the organism in Eukaryota, Euglenozoa, Kinetoplastea, Trypanosomatida, Trypanosomatidae. The transcript has a single exon. Gene Ontology annotation, molecular function: GTP binding; GTPase activity. The coding region runs from base 1 to 546 and encodes 181 amino acids. Gene Ontology annotation, biological process: vesicle-mediated transport; intracellular protein transport. The record is from RefSeq and is a predicted model, not a curated record.